AAGGCGCAGCGGAUACACGCGCCCGUGUUACCAACAUGUUCUAAGUGCUAAGUUAAUAACUUAAAGAUGUCGAAGUAUAAUUUGCUGUUAGCUAUCUUUCUGACAUUAUGUCUGAUCAGCGUAUCGUCGCUGCCAAGUCCGACAACAGAGGAUGAUGACGAUGAUGAUGAAACUACUCCGCAGAGUCGCGCCGACGCUGAUGACGACGGUCGCGUCUACAAGAAUCCGCGCAACUCACCUUCCGCCGAUUGUCCUCGCGACGAGGAACAGGCUACCUUACUUGGCCAGAAAUGUCUACGCAAGUGUUCUUCCGACGAAGACUGCAAAAGCAAGAAGAAGAAAUGCCUCUGCGACGGAGCGUGCGGUAUGUCCUGCAUAAAGCCAGAUCGUGAAUGCCCCGAACUGGAGCAGCCAGAAAUAGGAAAAGUGGUCGUGUCUGGACGUCUGUUUGGAAACAAGGCUACAUACUCCUGUCCGCAUGGGUACCACGUGGUGGGGCUGCAGAGCCGCAGCUGCCAAGCGGACGGCAAGUGGGCCGGACAGCCGCCUGCCUGCAAGGAGAACAUCUACUGCCUCCAACCCCCCACUAUCGAGCACGCACGUCACUCCGCAUUACCAGAGCAGGCGACGUUCGAUCUGGACGCCACCGUACAGUACAACUGUCACACUGGCUACGUCACCAACGGAUUCCCACGCGCUAAGUGCCUUGCUAUCGACGGCCAGGCAUCCUGGUACGGACCUGACAUCAGCUGCGAACCUCGUUCCUGCGGCGAACCAGGCGACGUGCCUCACGGAUGGGUGACCGCUGACUGCCAUACUUUUGGCUGUCGAGCUGUGGUGCAGUGCGGGCAGGGUUUCGAGCUGGUCGGCAAAGCGGAACGCUACUGCCAGGCCGACGGCGCCUGGGCACCUAAAGAACUACCCACAUGUGUCCUGGUCACGCAGGUGCAAUGCCCGCCACCUGAGGCGCCUCGCCACGGGAAAGCGGUGUACACAUCGUGUGCUUACAACUCAGUGGUGUCGUAUGAAUGCAAAUACGGCUAUAGGCUGGUGGGAGACGCGACGAGACGCUGCGGAGCUGACAAGAAAUGGUCUGGAGCUCAGCCUAUGUGUAAAGAAAUUAACUGCGGUCAUCCGGGUCUUCUCUGGAACGGUUGGUUGGAAAACAUAUCCUCCGGGACAGGAUUAGGAGCAUCAAUCAUCUUCAGAUGUCAGGAUGGUAUGAGGAUGGAGGGGAAUGGAUCGGCUAUUUGCCAGAGUGAUGGAACUUGGAGUCAUCCUCUACCUAAAUGCCUUGCUCCCUGCGUCGUUCCUCAUGUAUCUCAAGGCAGAGUGGUGCGAUUAGAGAACAGAACAGAAGACAAUACAACGCAAGAGGUCACACAGAUUGUUGGCAGUUCGACAAUGGUGCAACACGGUGAAGUAAUUUUAGUAGAUUGUGAACAAAAUUACGAGUUCCCAUCUAAUAAUGUAGCAGUUAAUUGCAACAAUGGAACUUGGACGCAAAUACCAAGAUGUCAGCCUGCAAGAUGUAAGAAAAUGCCAAAAUUUCCAAGGAACGGAAUGGUAAUAGCACCAAAGACUGAGCACGGUAUGAAAGCGAGAUUUCGAUGCAAAGACGGCUUCGAGCUCAAAGGAAAUCCUAUAGUUAUUUGUUCCUUUGGGAAUUGGAGCGGAGAGAUGCCGAAAUGCGAGGAAGUAUUUUGUCCCUUCCCUGGAUACAUAGAAAAUGGGAAAGUGUUUCUAGUUGGAAACAUGGGAUUAUACGAUUAUAGACCGUAUGUUAAGAAGGUGGUGAACAAUAAGCAGAUUAUGUACGAAUGUGAGAAAGGUUACGUUUUAUCUGAAGGCCCGCCGGGCGCUACUUGCAUCGGUGGUCACUGGAGUCCAAGAGAAUUACCAAAAUGUACUUUGUACCAACAUCCAAGAAUCAGAUGGAGUCGCCGACGAAGAUCAAUAACAGAACCAGAAAUACGUCACAGAAGAUCUACUUAUCUACGACAAUAUUACAACAAUCUCCGACGUCAAACUGAUCCUAAUCAAGAGUACAUCAAUCAAUUGUAUAAUAAAUACAAUCAUGAUACACAAAAACCAACAUUAAGACAUGCAAAUUUUAAAAUAAUGAAGAAAUUGGAUCUCAAUUUGGAAGAAGAUGAUGAAAUGGUCGGAUCUGAUGUUGGAAAUGAUGAAGAAAAUUUCCCAACAGCCGUUUACACAGUUUACAAUGUACACGGUGAACCAAUUGGUCACAGAUUAUAUUCAUAUCAACCUGUAUAUGAACCAGAAGAUGAGGAUGUUGUUCUUCACGAAGAUGUAGCUGAAUAUGAAGAUUCUGGUGAAUUCGAUGAUGAUUCAACACAUAUCACAAUUCUUAAAGGAGGGUUAUUCCCAGAUCAUGAGUUAGCAACAAAAGAUGACAUGACAAGCGGUAUUAAUGCAUUAAAACAUCAAUAUUUUGAUAGAUACGUCGAUAAACGGCACAAAAGAUUUUCUAAUCAAAAUAAUACAAAUGAAUUGAAGAAAGAAAUAGAUAUAGAUUUACAAAGUGCUGAAACCAGUGUACAAACAACGACUGAUAAAAGUAAAAUCGCAAGAAGUAAACGUAAUAUUAACGUAGAAGAAACAGAAAGAGAAAUAUUCACCGUAAGUCCCAUAGCCAAAACAUCAGGUAUAUAUCAUGAAGUUACUGAUAUUUUGAAAGUAGUUCCACUGAAACUAAAAAAUGAUACAUUAAAUGAAAUAGGCAAAGAAAUGUCUGUAAUUCCUCUCCAAAACAAUAGAACUAAUUCAACAGACGUUAUCAAUAUAUUUGAAAGACGUGACAAAAGAACAAGCAGAAAAACGGACAGAUUAAACCAAACUACAGCAAGUGUUCCAAAAACGGGUAGAGAAGGUAAAGGUGGUCGAACAAGAACACAAUCUGAGAAUUUGACAGAAGGUGAAGCAAAUUUAGACAAUAAAAAUGGAACGGAAGUAGGAAAUAAAACUGAGAAUGGAGAAAAAGGAAAGAAAGGACGACCUAAGAGUCCUUGUGAACCAAUAGAAAGUGAACCAUAUGUGAAUAUAGAAAUUGUAAAAUAUGGCCGAGAUCCAAAUAAUACAUUUAGUUCUGGUACCAUAGUUCGUGUGGCGUGCGGUAAAGGGUACGGUUUGAACUUAGAUACGAAUGCAACUGCAAAAUGUGUUAGAGGAAGAUGGAAGCCGGAUAAACCGAAAUGUGAAAUCCUUCCAUGUCACGUGCCAACUACAGAAUAUGGUAUUUAUACAAUGGCCCCGGAGAAUGGUCCAGCACCUGGACAAUUAAGUCUUGGACUGAAUCAUGGUGAAGAUAAAGAAUUAAAUGAAACAGAUCCAGUUCCUAACGGACAAGUUGUACAUUUCUCUUGUGAAUAUGGGUACAACGUACAAGGUCCAACCAAUCUCAGAUGCUGGCUGGGAGAAUGGGCUGUUACGAGCAUGCCAGAGUGUGUCGCUGCACCCUGUGAACUUCCUUUACUACACGGUGCGACUUACGAAGCGGGGUACAGGGCCGGACUCACUGUUGCCCACGCGUCGUCAGUGGAUAUAUCUUGUGAACCAGGAAGAUCCCCACCUGCCACACUAAACUGCCAUUUAGGUCGAUUGCAGCCCACUGUUCAUGAUUUUUGUAGACCUCUAGGUUCGUAUUCGCUAUUCGCAGCGAAUCUAACUCGACCGAGACCAACAUCAGAAUAUCAAAGUGGAUCAGAUAUAGUUCGCGAGGAUAUAUCCGAACUAGAACCUGACCUACACGGGAAACCUGUCCUGGAAUGCGGGCCACCAGCUAGGGUACAAGGUACACUUAUAUACCGGGAUGGAACAGAAGUAGAUGGGUCUAUAGGUCUGGAAGGUUAUCCGCAUGGAACAGAAAUAACAUUUAGAUGUAUUGCCUCUAUUAUGGGUGAGAAGACGACUUGGAAAUUGAUUUGUGAACAUGGUGAUUGGGUCGGCAAAAGCUUUAACUGUGAAGAAUUAGAAGCACAAAGCGAGGAGUUACUCAGCAACAACAGCUGCACGUUCAGGAACGAGGAACCGCAUGUCGUAUCCUUCUUCAAUGAUCUAGAAAUUACAGAAACUGUUGACUUCCCACCUGGAUCAGUCAUAAUUUCCAGAUGUAGCGACAUAGGAAAAUAUGCAAUGACUGGUUCUCAAACUAGGAAGUGUAUAGGCGGUACGUGGGAUGGAGUUAAACCGACAUGCUUUGGAUUGAACCAAGAAAAUGACUAUGCUAUGGAGAAACCCCCAACGAUAUUGUUUCGGCACUCUCAAGGUCCUAUCGCUCAGACUAACGACGGCAAACUGCUCAUCUACCCGGGCACAGUGCUUCACAUGGAGUGUCUAUGGAUGAGGAGGUUUGGCAACCCCAAGUGGAACGUCACGCAUUAUAUACCAGAUCCUGAACGUAAAUACCAAGAAGGCUGGACGACGGAUCCAGGACGAGACAGCCAGCUGGAGUACCGGCUCAGCAUCUUAGGCGCGGUGAAGGAGGACUCCGGCAUAUACCGCUGUGAGACACCGGCAAGACAGAGCCAUCAAGUGGAAAUCAUUGUUGAAGAUGUCCACUGCCCACCCCUGCCGAUCAGAAGAGGUCUAGUCGCCAGCGGUGUUGGGACUCGCCUCGGCACUGAGAUCAGGUUCUCUUGUGCCAACGGUAAUGCACUGCUCGGCGCCCACGUGCUCACCUGCAGGGCCUCGGGCAACUGGAGUGCGCCGUUACCUGUUUGUGAAAGUGUAGAAUGUGGUGACGUGGUCCACGAUGGUCCUCUCAACGAGGGCGAGAGGCGGCCGCGGGUGACCGUGGUCUCCCGUGGCGUGGGGGGCAGGGCCGCAUUCUCCUGCGCGCCAGGCUGGGCGCUCAGCGGCGCCGCGGAGACCGUGUGUCUACCUGCCGCUGACUGGUCUAAGCCGUUCCCAGUAUGUAAAGAGGUAUCCUGUCCAGCCCUUCCUCCACCUGCAUCAGGCUACGUUCUGGGACGUGCUCCGUACCGAGCUGGUGACGUGCUUCAAUUCCAUUGCAACCCGGAGCACACGCUGCACGGCAGACCUAUCCUGGUGUGUCAGGACAGCGGCCGGUGGAGCGACAAGCCGCCCACUUGUGCGCAAGCGUGCACAUAUCCCGGCACGACAAUAUCAGGUCGCAUGUCAUCUGUCAAGUUUUAUUACAAGAUAGGAGAGACUGUCUCCUUCACAUGCGAGCCUGGAUAUAGGAUUAAAGGAGCACCGAUGUUACGCUGUCUCAAGAACAGAAAAUGGUCGAAUGCAAUACCAUUAUGCACUCCCAUCGCGAACUACACGUCAUCCGAACUAGUUAUGUUGAAUGGUGACAUCGACGCCAUGUUGUCAGACGCCGCUGUCAGCGUUAUUCCUGACAUCUUGCGGACGCGCGAAACGCCCGCCAUCUUGACACCACAGAGUUUAAAAGCCGCCAUGACACGAGUCGCUGCAACCAGAUUACUCCGCAGAGCACCUAUUGAGACAUACAAAAAUAAAAUUUCUAGAGUAAAUAGAUUACUACGAAGAGAUUCUGAGAGAUAAUUAUAAUUAUUCGUUUAGGAAGUGAUUUUAAAACAAGAU
This is a messenger RNA of Papilio machaon (common yellow swallowtail), 5592 nucleotides long. RefSeq lists its product as uncharacterized. Gene Ontology annotation, molecular function: peptidase inhibitor activity. Lineage: Eukaryota; Metazoa; Arthropoda; Insecta; Lepidoptera; Papilionidae. Bases 67 to 5553 code for a protein of 1828 amino acids. Gene Ontology annotation, cellular component: extracellular region. The transcript has 31 exons. The record is from RefSeq and is a predicted model, not a curated record.